Messenger RNA from Petromyzon marinus (sea lamprey), 2764 nucleotides. Its product is annotated as serine protease 23-like. NCBI's taxonomy places the organism in Eukaryota, Metazoa, Chordata, Hyperoartia, Petromyzontiformes, Petromyzontidae. The record is from RefSeq and is a predicted model, not a curated record. Gene Ontology annotation, biological process: proteolysis. Gene Ontology annotation, molecular function: serine-type endopeptidase activity.
CGCACACACACACGCACUCACUCACGCGUGCGUCCGUAUCUGGGUAGCUGGAGGCUUUCCCUCCCUCCCCCCCCAUCGCUGUGGCUGCGUGGGGAUUGCCAUUCGGAGGGUUCUCAAUUCCACACGGAGGAGCCACCACCACCACCGCCGCCGCCGCUACUGCCGCUGCUGCUGCCGCUCUGUAUAAAAGUGUGGCGGUGUUGGUUGGUGGUUUGCGGAGCCUUUGCUUUUUUUAUCAACACCAACUUGAGGUUGCGAUUUAGAGGACAUAGCCCCGGGCGUUUGAGACUGCUCCCUCCGCCUCCUCCUCCUCCUCUCCUCCUCGUGCUCCUCGUUCCUCCUCCUCCUGUUCCACACCGCCCCCCCACCACCACCACACUCCACUCCCAUCGGCUAUUCAUCGCAGCUCUCAUUCUCUCGGGCGGAGGCCGGAGAUAGGAGAGGCAGAGGGGAGAGAGAGGAGGGGAGAGAGAGAGAGGGAGAGAGCGACAGGGGAGAGAGAAUACGUAGACCACAUAUUCAACACGACUUUAGUGAGACACACAGAGAGAUAGAGGAGGGGAGAGAGAGAGAAUACGUAGACCACAGAUUCAGCACGACUUUAGUGAGACACACAGAGAGAGAAAGAGGAGGGGAGAGAGAGAGAGAGAGAGCGACAGGAGAGAGAGAAUACGUAGACCACAGAUUCAACACGACUUUAGUGAGACACAGAGAGAGAGAGGAGGGGAGAGAGAGAGCGACAGGAGAGAGAGAGAAUACGUAGACCACAGAUUCAACACGACUUUAGUGAGACACACAGAGAGAGAGAGAGAAGGGGAGAGAGAGAGAGGAGGACGAGUGAGAGAGGAAGAUAUUUUUUUUUUACAAGUAAUUUUCCGUCGUUGUUGGCUUCAGCCGUGGGGCUGACGUUGCCGAGAUGAGCGGCUAUCGUUGCGGGAAGAGGCGGCGAGAGGAGUUCGUCCGUUAGGAGUCGGGGGGGUCCCCGACUCAUCGAGAGGUCGUGACGGACACCGCUGGUGUCAUCAGCAGUCGAGGUGGUGGGGGUGAGGGGGGGGUGGUCCCUUCGUUCUUUGGUGCUCCGCGAGGAGCGACACUCGGCAGGAGUCUCGAGCCACGACGCAGAUCCAUCCACCUCGGGUUGACGCCACCGGGUUGCCGGGCCCACUCUCCGUGAUCGCGUGAGGAGCUCGGUAAUCCGGGACAGGCUUCGAGUCGAGCCACCGCAGCUCCUUCGGAUCGAGAGGAGCCAGCCGAGGUGGUUCGGGCCACCAGCACCACGAUGGAGCCCCGCAACCGCCCCGGGCACGCUCCGGCACCACCAAAACGAGACACGCCGCUUCAUCAUCAUCAUCAGCAGCAGCAGCGGCGGCGACCACUGCCGCCGCUGCUUCUCCUCCUCAUCCUGUGGGUGGCCGUCACCCCGAGCCGCGCCGACAUCUUCUGGCACAAGACGCGCGUGCCGCUGGUGCGCGACCUCCGGGUCGUGCCGCUCGACCCGUCGCUCUUCGGCGCGCCGGCCACACCGAGGGCCGCGUGCGGCCCCGUGGCCUCUCUGGCGUGCCGGCCCCCCUCGUCCUGGUGGCAGCACGACGCCGGGUCCACCCGUGGAGGAGGAGGUGGAGGAGGAGGUGGCGCUGUGGAUGUCGGCUUCCUGCGGCAGCUGCAAGAGCAGUUGUCGUAUGAGACGGUCUACGACAACGGCACUCGCACGCUCACCGAGGUGGCCAUCGACGGCCUCGGGAACCGCGGCCCGGCGCCGCGUCUCCCGCGCCGCCGGCCCCGCCGCCAGAUCUACGGUACGGACGGCCGCUUCACCAUCGCGGCGGACGGCUUCGCCCAGCGGCACCCCUUCUCGGCGGCGGUGCGCCUCUCCACGGGCUGCACGGGCGUGCUGGUGUCGGAGCGGCACGUGCUCACGGCGGCGCACUGCGUGCACGACGGCCGCGACUACGUGAAGGGGGCACGGCGGCUGCGCGUCGGCUUCCUGAAGCGCCGCUCGGCGGGGCCGCUCGAGCGGCGAGGCGGCCGGGAGAGGAAGGGGAAGGGCCGCCGCCGCGACCGCUCCGAGCGCUCGCGGCCGACGCUCGACAAGGCGAGCUUCAGGUGGUCGCGCGUGCGUCGCACGCACCUCCCCAAGGGGUGGAUCCGCCCGUCGCAGCCGCAGUCGCCCGCGGGCAACGUUGCCGGCACGGGCAUGGACUUCGACUACGCCGUCCUAGAGCUGCGCCGCCCGCACGACCGCCGCUUCAUGGAGCUGGGCGUGAGCCCCCCGGCGGGACGGCUGCCCGCGGGGCGGCGCCUCCACUUCUCGGGCUUCGACGACGACCGCCCGGGGAGUCUCGUCUACCGCUUCUGCGCCGUGGCGGAGGAGAGCGCCGAGCUGACGUACCAGCGGUGCGACGCGCGGCCCGGAUCCAGCGGCUCGGGCGUCUACCUGCGGCUGCGCGACGCCGCCAAGCGCCGCUGGACCCGCAAGGUGGUGGGGGUCUUCUCGGGCCACCAGUGGGUGGAGGUGGGGGGCGAGGCCGCCGAGGGGGCGCCGCCGCCGCCGCCACCCCAAGACUUCAACGUGGCCGUGAGGAUCACGCCGCUCAAGUUCGCGCAGAUUUGCUACUGGGUGAAGGGGAACUACGCCGACUGCAGAGAUGGGUGAUGAUGGUGGGUGGUGGUGGUGGUGGUGGUGGCGGGCGAUGGGGUGACGGUGAUGGGGAAUGAUGGUGAUGAUGGGCGAUGAUGGUGAUGAUGGGCAUGGUGAUGAUGAGGA